CACUCUGUACGUUGAUCAAACUAAAAAUCCUAUUGGAUUUCUUAACGUCAUCCGAUAUGACAUUUGCGAAAAAAAUCGUGAGUUUCUCUUUGGUACUCAAUUUGUGAUGUAUGCUGCAGUGUUCGCCUGUCUCUUUGAACCAUGGUGACUCAAUACAGUCUUUCGUAACAGUUAAAAAAAUCAUUAGAAAAUGCCAGUUCCCCGCCGUAUUUAGUGUUCUAUGGCCUGUGAUGUCUCAUAAUCGUUAGAUCUUUAUACUCGUAAGCAUACACAAUGCACAGCGAAACGCUUAAUUCGGUCAAAAUUUGAAGAGUACCACGUCGAGAAAUGGGUUCCAGGCUAAGAGACACAGCUCGGCUGUUCGAAUUGUUUUGUGAAGUGUCACCUGGGGACCCCACAAAGGAACCACGAGAGCCGUAUAUCAUCAGAAAAUAUCCAGAAGGACUCAGAACAGAGGAUGAACUAAAAGAUGUUCCUAAGUUCACAUUCCCCUGUGAAUUAGAUAGUACAUUCGUCCAGCACUAUUCGUUUGUGAUGACGGCUGUGGAUUCAAAGUAUACGUUUUGUUUCUGCCGAUACGACCCCAGAACGAACACCGCUCUAGUAAUAAUGUCUCACUUACCAUGGCACGACAUAUUUUAUAAAUUAUUAAAUAAUAUAUCGAACCUAAUAAACAGUCCAGAGAAGGGAGAGCUGACGUCGUUCCUCGAGGCGUGUCGGAUCCGGCCGCCGAUGAAGGAUCACACGCUGAAAGUGACGUACAACGCGGGUCGGAGCGUGUUCUCUUGCCAAAACCCCGACGGCCGGCUUCCGAGCAUCCCUGAAAAUUGUAACUUAACGGAAUACUUCAGCGCGGUAGACACAAAAUGCAUGGCAGGGUUAUGGGCAGCAUUACUACACGAGAGACGAGUCGCCAUCGUAGCAUCCAAGCCCUCCCGGUUAUCGGCGUGUGUCCAGGCGGCCAACGCGACUUUAUUCCCGAUGUCGUGGCAGCAUAUAUUUAUACCGAUUCUGCCUAAACACUUUGUGGAUUAUCUGUUGGCGCCCAUGCCGUUUCUUAUUGGAGUUCCAGCUAGCGUUAUGAAUACUGUAAGGAUGUCGGAUAUAGGAGAUGUAGUCGUAUUAAAUGUAGACAAAAACGAACUGAGAUCUCCCUUCCAAGACUUAGAAAGUCUUCCGCCUGAAUUGGUAUCCAGUUUGAAGAAAGCUUUAAGUGAUAAGAAUGCAUUAGGAGACGCCGUGUCGCGCGCGUUUUUACGGGCACUGGUUGGUUUAAUAGGAGGGUACCGAGACGCUAUAAGAAUCGAAAAAGGUCAACAAAUAACGUUCAACCCUGAGGCUUUUGUGAGAACUAGAAAAAAUAUGCAACCAUUCCUUAGAAAAAUACUACAAUCACAAAUAUUUCAACAGUUUAUAGACGAAAGGUUAGAAUUGCUCAAUUCCGGCAGAGGCUUUAACGACGAGUUCGAAGUUGAAUGUAACGCCUACGCCGACAAACUAGGGACGGGCAGCGGCCAACGACUGAAACAGCAGUACAAAGACUGGGCCAAGACUGUAAAGAAAGAAGGCGGUGCCUUCUUUAAAAAUUUCAAAGAUAAGGCGAACCCCGCGGUACAGUCAGCUGUCAACACGGUCCGGCAAGGAGGUAAAAACAUGAAGUCAGCGGUAAAGGGUCUGAAGAAUAAAAUACCCAAGACUGGUUCACGGCCGUCGUCGAUCAAUACUACGGAUGACAGCAGAUUCUCAUGCGGCUCAGUAACGCCGGUCUCCUCGGAUUCCUCGGAGUCGUCGCCGUCCCGCGACCCGCCGCUGCGCGACCCCGCGCCGCAGCUGCCCCUCGACCUGCUCACGGAGAUGGAACACCUGUUCAAGAACAAAUCUCGCCGAGACAGCCUGCCGAGCAGCCCGCACAAUCAGCUGAGUCUAGCCGACAAAUCCAAAACACUGUCACCAAGUGUCCCACCCCGGUUACCGGAUCGUCCCCAACUCCCCCUCCGUUACCCAAUAAUUUCCACGAGGAAGUUGAUAGACCUGUCCGACGCACCCGCGCCGCCUCCCCGCGCGCAGCACCACGCAAACCACUCGCAUUUCGUCACUAACAUCACCAAAAACAGUGACGCGAGCGAUUUCCACACGAGCACUAUUCAGUUUACGGAGGGCAAGGAGAAGGGCAAGCUGAAGCUGACGAUGUCGACCACGCAGAGGAAGCUGUCGGACAGCUCGCCCGCGCCCCUGCCCGCGCCCAACGGCUUCAAGCCGCCGCCCGCGCACGCGCCCGCGCACGCGCCCGCGCAAGCGCCCGCGCCUGCUCAGGAACCAAAUAGCUUACCGAGGCCCGUGGCCCGAAACCUGCACAUACCGAAUAGAGGGAAAACUCAAGAGUCGUGUGAGUCCACUGAUCUCAUAAAACUGGACGAUUCGCCGACGAAUCUAGAAGAUUUCGAUCCUCUCAAGUGCCGUGAUAAAAAUGAUAAAGUGGAGACGAACAAAGCGACGGACAGUGCUCUCUUGCACGAGUACGGGUUGGACUUUAGCCAGUUCGGCUUCGGCCUGCUGGAGGCGCCGGCGCCGGGCUCAAGCGCAGAGGCCCCGCCCUCCGCCGUGCCCAAGGGCUGGACUACCUUCAACUGAGUGAUUUGCUAUACUUUUCUGUAUAUUUCGCGUAUAUACCAUAUAGUCCCGUGCUAAUUUAAUUAUUUAUUUAUUGCUACGACUAUUGUAGCCAUGGAGUUUGAGCAACAUACUCAUUCUUUAGAUCGAUAUUGAUGUACAUAAUGUGACAUAUCAAUGAAAUGUAAAAUAUUGUAUUGGUAACACGUCUUAGGUAAAGUUUUCUGUAUAUGUGUCGUAGGUUAAUGUAAUGUAAUGUCAUAUGUAUAUUUCAGAUAGAUCAAUUCUUUUUAUGUGCAGAAUAGUCAAUAUUUUUUCAAAGAUCUUCCAUGUUGUUAUUGUUUCGGUUUUAACAUUUUAUACCAAUACUGUAUGUAUAUUCCCGUGAUAUUUUUAAACGAGACACUCGGCCUUUGUAAAUAUUCGGAAGGAAUCGAUUAGAAUGAUAUAUUAUUUCUAAAUCAUUGCUCGGCGAUUUCAACAUCGCACUUUCGUUCAAAAAAUAAUAUAAUAAUAGAUCUAAAUAAAUUAAGGACAAAUCUAAAAUAACAUAAUUUCAGUAUAAUUCGAGAUCUUACAGGUCUACCUAUUGCUUUUCCGGCAUGUUAGACUCAAUUUAGUAUUUGUAUCAGAUACUGAUGAGUGUAAAAGUUUUCGAAAGUAGGUACUUACACAAUUUGAGAUUGCACAUCACAAUAGACACUGUUGUUGCCAAAUUAAAAUGAACAUCAGAAUUAAAAAGUUUUUGUACGAAAAUAUUCGCCUCAUAUUCAGCUAAUAAGUAGGUAGGUAGUUAUAAUAAAAUUGUAAUGGCGUUCUAUAGCACAACGUUUUAGGACCUGUUAUUUGUCUUCGCACCAGGGACAUAUAUGCUUAUGUCUAUGAUAUUGCUGUCGAUUUAAAAAACGCAUUAUUCUAACACUUUAGUAACCGAGUUCUAUAUUUAAACAACAAAUUCUAUCUGAGGCUUUUCUAUUCGCCAGACAUCAAUAUCGUUGCUAUAUGUCCAUGCCGCGUGACAACAGCGUCUUUGGAGAAAACAACUGAAUUCCUCAUAUUCUAAAAUGUAGUCAAUAAACAAUUUUUUUCCGUAUUUUUUUAGAGUAUAUUAUCUGUCAUUUAUAUACGAUUAUGUUGUCAAAAAGUACAAUUAGCCUUUAAUGAUAAGGUAAUGCAGUAAUUUGUUCUUAUACCAGCAAUGUCCUGGAUUUAAUUUAUGAAAUCGUCUUUUCAUAAGGUGCUUUUACAAUGGAAAGAAAGAAAGAAAGAAGAUACAUUUACUUAACGCCACAACAUAGUACA
Cydia splendana is the source of this 3912-nucleotide messenger RNA. RefSeq names its product DENN domain-containing protein 1A-like. NCBI's taxonomy places the organism in Eukaryota, Metazoa, Arthropoda, Insecta, Lepidoptera, Tortricidae. Gene Ontology annotation, molecular function: guanyl-nucleotide exchange factor activity; phosphatidylinositol phosphate binding. Bases 328 to 2631 code for a protein of 767 amino acids. Gene Ontology annotation, biological process: endocytosis; endocytic recycling. Gene Ontology annotation, cellular component: cytosol; intracellular membrane-bounded organelle. The transcript is spliced from 14 exons. The record is from RefSeq and is a predicted model, not a curated record.